AUGCAAAGGACGUGGAAGUUGACGGUCGAGUGGAGAUCUUUCAUCACUGAUGGGCUCAAACACAUCAACUUCCCAGGAGUGUAUGGCGAGGCUUGGUCGUCAUGGAUUUGGAUCGACACGGGCUCUGAGGAUCUGGCUGAGGCUAUUGUGGGGGAGUGCAAGGCAGCUGGUGUACCGAUUCGUUGGGGGAAAUUUGGAUACUGCAUGCCUACCUAUGUCCGUUUGGGUGUACGUAAACCCUCCAGUGCGAAGGUCCUUAUAAACACCAUCGACAGGGUCGUCGAGGAACAUCGAUGUGCAUCUCAAUAG
Perkinsus marinus ATCC 50983 is the source of this 309-nucleotide messenger RNA. RefSeq lists its product as hypothetical. Lineage: Eukaryota; Perkinsozoa; Perkinsida; Perkinsidae. The record is from RefSeq and is a predicted model, not a curated record. The transcript has 3 exons. Bases 1 to 309 code for a protein of 102 amino acids.